GGUAGCUGUUGUGCACGUCGUUCUAUCCGGAGAAUUCCGCACCGUGAGAUGUCCGGCGCCUGCGCAUGCAUGGGCCACUUAGCGCCCGACCACCGUUUGCCUUCUUUUUCUUUCAUGCAUGGUUUCUUGUUCUUUGCCCUCUCCGGCUGCGAGGUAUUCGACCCCUCUGUCGAGGCACCACACCUGUCAAUCCGCUCUCACUCCGUUCUCACCCACACUACGUCAUAUCGAUUCCGCCCCGCCCAACAAUAUCAGCCCAUUGCCAGCACCGGCUUCGCCGCAAUUUUCGUUCGCCAUGGCCCCCAACAACUUCCUCGCUGCUAUCGCAAUACUAGCGGCAACUGGGGUUGCGUAUUUCGUCUUGUCGGGCUAUCGACACCGUGCUCGUAUCAAUGAGCUCCGGAAACAGGGCUUCCCGAUGCCCGCUGAGUGGAGCUGGUGGUUUGGCCACAAUCUCGUCAUAUUCCGUUACACGAAGCGCUUACCGCCCCUCGCGAACGUCGUUUUGGCUAUGCAAGAGAUGAGCCAGGAGUUCACUGAGACUGAGAUGUUUCUAAUGGACAUGUGGCCCGGCUACCCAAGCUCGAUCAUCGUCUUCAACCCCGAGGCAUGCACCUUGAUAUCCCAGAAAUGGAACCUCCCGAGGCCUCCACAGUCUGGCGAAGCCAUUAAGCCCAUUGUGGGGGGCCAGAGUCUUGUCUCGAUGAACGGCAGCCAGUGGAAGACAUGGAGGUCCCUUCUCAAUCCCGGAUUCAGCGCAUCCAAUAUGAUGAACCACGUUCCCUUCAUCGUCGAUUGCGUUCAGGUCUUUUGUGAUAAGCUGCGAGAGAGCUCGGGCAAUGGGAUCAUAUCCCUGGACGACUUUGCUACCCGUCUAACUUUCGAAGUGAUCAUGAAAGUCACAUUAGAUGCCGACGUCAAUUAUCAACGCGGCAAGCACAUUCUGCCUACGGCAUUCGAUACUAUCACAAAGUGGCACUCCUUCUGGGACGUCCGAAUCUUAUGGAACCCCUUGCGGCCGAUCGUUCAGACAUACAACGGGAAUGUGAUCAAUAGAUACGUCCAGAGGGAGCUUGAGAAGAGCUUCUUGGAAAUGAAGAAUCCUAAACAAACAAACGCCAAACCAGCACACUCGGUGAUAUCGCUUGCUCUUGAGGCAUACAUCGGUGGUGGCCAAGAGAUGGGAAAAGAUGGCCAAAAGCCGCAGAAGCUGGACAAGUCCUUCAUCGACACUGUCACCAACCAGAUCCGCUUGUUUCUCUUUGCUGGGAACGACACGACUUCGAGCACUAUUGCUUUCGCUUUCCACAUGCUGUCCCAACAUGUCGAAGCGCUGGCGCGAUUGAGGCAAGAACAUGACAUUGUAUUUGGCGACGACGUUUCUGGAGCGGCUCACCUAUUAAAAGAGAAUCCCACGCUGCUCAAUCAGUGUACAUACACCCUUGCCUGUGUCAAGGAGACUCUUCGACUCUACCCACCCGCUGCCAAUAUGCGUCGAGGGCAACCAGGAAUUUCGCUUCCCGCAUUGAAUGGUCAGUUGCUUCCCACGGAAGGAUUCAACAUCGUCGUUGUGCAGCAGACUGUUCAUCAAAACCCCCGCGUGUGGGUUCGACCACGAGAGUUUCUCCCGGAGAGGUGGCUUGUUGGCCCAGGCCAUGAGCUUUACCCACCACAGAAUGCCUAUCGUCCAUUUGACAUUGGCUCCCGUACCUGUAUUGGGCAGCCAUUGACUUUGAACGAAAUCAAGAUUGUGCUGAUCCUUACGGCAAGAACAUUCAAUGUGAAGCCCGCUUACGAAGAAUGGGACCGGUUGCAGGAGCAGAAGCGUGGUAUAUGGGAGAGGGUGGCCAUCUGGACCAGGGGUGAAGGGAUCAAUACGGUCCACGGUGACAGGGCUUACCAGUCUGAAAAGGCUGGGACGCACCCCUCGGAUGGCUACCCGUGUCGCGUGGAACUAGUCACGCAAGAAGAGUAGCAGAAGAGUUUCAAAUAGCUCCACGAGGAUACUCAUUCUACAGGUGCAUAGAGAUAUUCGACUUUGUUUCUUAUAAAUGUGAGGGAAAAGUUCAUUCGUACUACACAUAACAGAUAGUAAGGAUUCCUCGAAAACAAAUUCACUACAUUCCUUCCC
This is a messenger RNA of Trematosphaeria pertusa, 2131 nucleotides long. RefSeq names its product putative cytochrome P450. The transcript has 3 exons. Gene Ontology annotation, molecular function: oxidoreductase activity, acting on paired donors, with incorporation or reduction of molecular oxygen; iron ion binding; heme binding. The record is from RefSeq and is a predicted model, not a curated record. NCBI's taxonomy places the organism in Eukaryota, Fungi, Ascomycota, Dothideomycetes, Pleosporales, Trematosphaeriaceae. Bases 296 to 1975 code for a protein of 559 amino acids.